AUGCCACCCACCGAAUACUCCACGCCCAGUGGAGGUGCCGGCAAACUCAAGCUCAAAGGCAGCAGCCGAAUAGAAAAGAAGAAAAAGAAGAGCAGCAGCAGCAGCAAGAAAUCCACCGCUGCUGAAUCCGAGGGACAGCAGCAAGUCCAAGUCAAGCAAGAUAAAGAUCAGGAUCAAGAAGAAAGAAGCGGUUCGCUACCUCGUGAUGAACAAUCAUCUACGCCCGGCCCUGCCGUCAAGACCGAAGCAGAGAAGAAACACGAGGAGAUGAGGAAGAAGAGACUCCAAGAACGACUAAAACGCGAAGGGGUCAAAACCCACAAAGAGCGAGUCGAAGAACUAAACAAGUAUCUUAGCAGAUUAAGUGAACACCACGAUAUGCCGAAAAUUGGACCGGGCUAA
Messenger RNA from Aspergillus sclerotioniger CBS 115572, 402 nucleotides. RefSeq names its product DUF1754 domain-containing protein. Bases 1 to 402 code for a protein of 133 amino acids. The transcript is spliced from 3 exons. Lineage: Eukaryota; Fungi; Ascomycota; Eurotiomycetes; Eurotiales; Aspergillaceae. The record is from RefSeq and is a predicted model, not a curated record. Gene Ontology annotation, cellular component: nucleolus.